UCGUUUCAAAUAGCAAAGUGUUGGCGCCACCAAAAGAUAUUUGAAACGACGGAAGUUGUAUUUAGGUAUCGUGUUAGGAUAAAAAUUUUGUGCGAAACAUUUUUCACUACUGUUGUAAGUUAAUAAAUCUUUUACAAUAAACAAUUUUAUGAUUUAUUCAAUCACUCUACCGAAAAGGAAGGAUCGCGACGUGUAGUAACUUUAUUAAACAGUUGGAGAAUAGUAUCAUAGUGAAAUAUAGUGGAAAAGCGUUGCGGUGUUCUGCGAUCCUGUCAUAUGCUGCGGCUGCUCUGCUGUGUUUGACGUGCGGUGCGACUGUGAGUGAGAAAGUAUCGGAUAAUAAUGGCGGACGAAGAACUACCAGCGGGCUGGGAGAAACGUUUGAGUAGAUCAACCGGGCAACAUUAUUAUUUAAAUAUUUAUACUAAAGAAAGUCAAUGGGACAGGCCAGACAAACCAGCUGAUCCAUCUGGGAAUAGUAAAGGGGAUGGGCCAGAGGAAGUUCAGUGUUCACAUUUGUUAGUAAAACAUGCGGGUUCUAGGAGACCGUCCUCCUGGCGAGAGGAGAACAUCACCAGAUCGAAAGAAGAGGCGCUCGAACUUAUAAAAUCUUACAGAGAACAAAUUGUAUCCGGGGAAGCAACGUUUGCCGAACUCGCGUCGAUAUAUAGUGAUUGUAGUUCGGCCAAACGCGGUGGUGAUCUGGGACCAUUUAGUCGAGGUGCGAUGCAAAAGCCUUUCGAACAAGCGGCGUUCGCUCUUAAAGUCGGCGAAUUGUCAUCGCCGGUUCACACGGACAGCGGUAUCCAUAUCAUCCAGCGAACAGCAUAAGAAAACGCUAAUAUCAAAUAAAGUAUUAAAUUCUUCAAAAAAAUCAAUUCCCUCAGUUUUGCUGGUAAAGUAUGUUUAUACUUAUGAUAGAUAGAAGAUUUUCCUAAUUACAUUCAGAUCGACGUAUACGUGUUUAAUUAUAAAGCGAAGGGUUUUACGUGUGUACAAGGUUCGUUUUUCUUACGACUUAAAGUCUUACAUAUUUAUGUCUUCCAUCAGCCUUAGCCAACGUUUUAUACCGUGGGAUCCUGAUUUCAAGUCAUUUUAUGGAUCUCUGCGUAAUAGAGCGAACAGACAGUUUUAGAGAGUGACGCAGGACAGAUAAACUCCAGAUACACCUUCGGAAAUAAUUCUAAUUCUAUUCGUUCAGCUUACGUUCUUUAAAUAUAACGCGAGAUCGAAAAUCGUGUCAUUCUACGUUUCCCAUUUAAAGAAGUUAUUUAUCUUCGCACUUUAAAAGUUUGUUCUAAGCUAAAAGUGUUCACGUUUCUUCCAGCAGCUUAACGAGUCGGUUUAGAUAUUUGUGAACCAUGCGAAUAAAAGAGCACAACAAACAAAUUUCGUUAUACUUCUUCCUAUCGUAGUAGGAAAUUUAGUUGUCGAUCGAAUCAGAUCAUAUAUUUGAGCCACGUGAGAUUCGACGUAGACAUUGAGAGCACGUAUAAUCUGAUAACUUUUGCUCAAAUAUAGAUUAAUAUUUACAUUUAUAGUUCUUGGCAUUAUCAUUUUAAUUUAUUUUGUAAAUGAGUAUAUCACGUUUUAUUAUUCACACCGUGUUAAAUACGCACUUAAAGUGCAACGCAAUUGGCAUACUUCUGUCUCCUCUAAAUAUACAGAUCAUGAGUUUCAAUCGUUCUUUCACAUUUAUUACAGAUCAUUUCCUCGAAAUUCAAAUCCAUAGAGGUAUUUGAAUCAACUGAACAUACAUCACGCGUCAUUUUUAUUGUGUCUCAAUCAUGUUGUAGGAAUACAUUUUUAAUCUCGAUUUAAUGUAAGCCAAUCUCUUUCGCUUAUCAAUAAUGUUUGCAAUAUUCUUAAUAUUUCUAGUCUGCCGUUCGCGAUGAGAAUUUAAUGUAUUUCUAAGAACUGUGAAUAUUUAUGGAAUACAUUCUACUUAUUGUACUAAGAUAUGUGUUACGUCCGCAAUAAUUAUUUACUUAUCGAUUAAAUUUAAUUUAAUCCA
Molecule: messenger RNA, 2014 nt
Organism: Ceratina calcarata
Lineage: Eukaryota; Metazoa; Arthropoda; Insecta; Hymenoptera; Apidae
Product: putative peptidyl-prolyl cis-trans isomerase dodo
Exons: 3
Coding region: 343-831 (162 amino acids)
Cellular component (GO): nucleus; cytosol
Molecular function (GO): protein binding; peptidyl-prolyl cis-trans isomerase activity
Source: RefSeq, a predicted model, not a curated record